AUGGACAACAGAGGGAGGAGAGGAACGAACGGAUCUUUGAAACGCUCGUCGAUCAAACGCAGCGCAUCAUCUGGUUCACAGAAAAUCCAGAGAGCAUGGAUCGAGAGAACUUUCCAGAAGAGAGAAUGUGUCCAAAUUAUUCUCAGCAAAGACACCAACAGGUGCAGUUGUGGUCAGGUGGUGACGCAGCACACGUCCAUCUUACCAGGGUGCAAAGAUGAUGGGGCUCCUCUGGUUCAGCUGGAGGUCCAACCUGUAGAGAGAUGGAACCCCCUCAAACACACUCAGCCAUCCCCGACUGACGCCUAUGGAGUCAUUGAGUUUCAGGGAGGAGGACUCAUCAACAAAGCCAUGUACAUCCGAGUCUCCUAUGACUCCAAACCAGACCAUCUGCUCCAUCUCAUGGUGAAGGACUGGCAGCUGGAGCUUCCCACACUGCUCAUCUCCGUCCACGGAGGCCUGCAAAACUUCGACCUUCCCCCUAAACUGAAGCAGGUUUUUGGGAAAGGACUGAUCAAAGCAGCCGUGACCACCGGAGCUUGGAUCUUCACCGGGGGAGUCAGUACUGGAGUGAUCCGCCAUGUUGGAGACGCUCUUAAAGAUCAUUCGUCAAAAUCCAGAGGAAAAGUCUGUGCGAUCGGCAUCGCACCGUGGGGCAUCAUCGAGAACAAAGAAGACCUGAUUGGAAGAGACGUGACCCGGCCCUAUCAGACCAUGUCCAACCCGCUCAGCAAGCUGUCAGUCCUGAACGGCAGCCACUCCCACUUCAUCCUGGCAGAUAAUGGGACCAACGGGAAGUACGGUGCUGAAGUCCGCCUCCGCCGGCAGCUGGAGAAACACAUCGCCCUGCAGAAGAUCAACACACGUCUGGGUCAGGGCGUCCCUGUGGUCUGUCUGAUCCUGGAAGGUGGUCCAAACGCCAUCUCAAUCGUAUUGGAGAGUCUGAAGGAGGAGCCUCCAGUCCCUGUUGUCGUCUGUGACGGCAGUGGCCGAGCCUCUGACAUCAUUUCUUUUGCACACAGAUACUGCGAGGAGGACGGGUUGCUGAGUGACGGCGUCAAAGAUCAGCUGCUGGUCACCAUCCAGAAAACCUUUAACUACAGCCGCAGCCAGGCGCAGCAGAUCUUCCUGAUGGUGAUGGAGUGCAUGAAGAAAAGAGCUCUGAUCACAGUGUUCCGGAUGGGUUCUGAAGGACAGCAGGACAUUGAGAUGUCCAUCCUGACAGCUCUGCUCAAAGGUACGAAUGCAUCAGCAUCUGAUCAGCUGAGUUUGGCUCUGGCCUGGAACAGAGUUGACAUCGCUCGCAGUCAAAUAUUUGUGUACGGACACCACUGGCCUCCUGUAAGCUCCUUAAACACGGACCGACCUAAAAGUCCAAUGACCCAACGACCAGCUGGAGGAGGAGGAGGAGGAGGAGGAGGAAAAGGGAAAGGGAAGGCCCGUGCGAAGAAAGGAAAGGGAGGAAAAACCAAACCAGAACCACCCGAGGAGACUGACCCAAGGAAACUGGAGCUGCUCAGCUGGGUGCACUCUCUGGAACAGGCUAUGAUGGACGCUCUGGUGUUGGACAGAGUCGACUUUGUGAAGCUGUUGAUUGAGAACGGUGUCAACAUCCAUCACUUCCUGACGAUUCCUCGUCUGGAAGAGCUGUACAACACGAAGUUGGGUCCGGCCAACACACUGCACUUUGUGGUCCGAGACGUGAAGAAGGGAAACCUUCCUCCGGACUAUCAGAUCACGCUCAUUGACAUCGGCCUGGUCCUCGAGUUCCUGAUGGGAGGAGCUUAUCGCUGCAACUACACCAGGAAGAGCUUCAGGACCCUGUACAACAACCUUUAUGGCCUCAAGAGGCCUAAAGCUCUGAAGCUUCUUGGGAUGGAGGAUGACGAGCCCCGUCCGAAGGGGAAGAAAAACAAGAAGAAGGAGGAGGAGGUGGACAUCGACGUGGACGACCCCGAGGUCAGCCGGUUUCAGUACCCGUUCCAUGAGCUAAUGGUGUGGGCUGUGCUCAUGAAGCGCCAGAAGAUGGCGCUGUUCCUGUGGCAGCGAGGCGAGGAGGCCAUGGCCAAGGCACUGGUGGCCUGUAAACUCUAUAAGGCCAUGGCCCACGAGUCGUCCCAGAGCGAACUGGUGGACGACAUCUACCAGGACCUGGAGAACAACUCCAAGGAGUUUGGUCAGCUGGCCUAUGAACUCCUGGAUCAGUCAUACAAGCGUGAUGAGCAGGUGGCCAUGAAGCUUCUGACCUACGAGCUGAAGAACUGGAGUAACUCCACCUGUCUGAAGCUUGCCGUUGCUGCCAAACACAGAGACUUUAUUGCUCAUACCUGCAGCCAGAUGCUGCUCACCGACAUGUGGAUGGGCUGUUUGAGGAUGGGCAAGAGCAACAGCCUCAAGGUGAUCUUGGGGAUCGUCUUCCCUCCUGCAAUUCUCCUCUUGGAAUUUCGUCUCGGAGAUGAGGCUUCGUUUCAUUCAUCUAGAGAAAGCGAGGGCGGGAAAACCAAAGAGGAUGACAACAAAUCCAGCAAGGAUGCUGUCUCCAACGUGGACACCACGUCAAAGAAAGGAGACGAAGAAGAAGAACAAAAGAAGGUCCGGAGGAGGACUCCGAUCGGGAAGAAGAUCUACGAGUUCUACAAUACCCCGUUCACAAAAUUCUGGUUCAACACAAUCUCAUACCUGGUCUACCUGAUGUUGUAUAAUUACAUCAUCUUGGUGAAGAUGGAGCGAUGGCCAUCUCUCCAGGAGUGGAUCGUCAUCUCUUACAUCAUCACUCUGGGCAUGGAGAAAGUACGACAGAUACUGAUGUCAGAGCCCGGUAAAUUGAAGCAGAAGAUCAAUGUGUGGUUGGAGGAUUACUGGAACAUCACAGACCUGGUGGCCAUCUCGGUGUUCCUGCUAGGUUUGCUGCUGCGGCUGCAGAAUGAGCCAUUGAUGGGCUAUGGACGCGUCAUCUACUGCGUCGACAUCAUCUUUUGGUACAUCCGAGUCCUCGACAUCUUUGGAGUCAACAAGUACCUCGGACCCUACGUCAUGAUGAUUGGGAAGAUGAUGAUCGACAUGCUGUACUUCGUGGUCAUCAUGCUUGUGGUCUUGAUGAGUUUCGGCGUUGCUCGUCAGGCGAUUCUUCAUCCAGAUGAAGAGCCAACAUGGCGGCUGGCCAGGAACAUCUUCUACAUGCCGUACUGGAUGAUCUACGGAGAGGUGUUUGCAGACUCCAUAGACCUUUAUGCAAUGGAAAUCAAUCCUCCAUGCGGAGACAAUAUGUAUGAUGAAGAUGGGAAGAAGCUUCCUCCGUGUAUCCCUGGAGCGUGGCUCACUCCGGCCAUCAUGGCGUGUUACCUGCUGGUCGCCAACAUCCUGCUGGUCAACCUGCUGAUCGCUGUCUUCAACAACACGUUCUUCGAGGUAAAGUCCAUCUCCAACCAGGUGUGGAAGUUCCAGCGCUAUCAGCUGAUCAUGACAUUCCAUGACCGCCCCAUACUGCCACCGCCGCUCAUCGUCCUCCCGCACAUCUACAUCGUCCUGAGGAGGCUGUGCUGCCGCUGCCGGAGGACAAACGGGGACCACGAUGACCGCGAGAGACGACUACAGCUGAUCCUGAGUCCAGAUGAGUUGAAGAGUCUUCAUGAAUUUGAGGAACAGUGUGUGGAGGAAUACUUCAGAGAGAAAGACGAUGAGAAAGAGUCGUCAAACAACGAGAGAAUCAGAGUCACUUCAGACAGGGUGGAGAACAUGUUCAUGCGUCUGGAGGAGGUGAACGAGCGUGAGCACUCGAUGAAGGCGUCCCUGCAGACCGUUGACCUCCGCCUGGCCCAGCUUGAAGAAUUCUCGGGUCGGAUGAUGAAUGCUCUGGAGAAACUGGCUGGCAUUGACCGGGCAGAUUUUGUCUGCUCGCGCUCCAGAGGCUCUUCGGUCUGCGAGCCCGCUUCACUUCUGCGUCAUGGUAGCGUCAACAGCGCCGAUGGAUACAGUCUGUACAGGUACCAGUUGGACCACGAUGACAGGACCUCUGUGUCCGGAGAACUGGAGGGCAGCGAUAGGAAGGUCCAGCUGAGUCCAGAGAGACAAGGUGAUGUGAAGGAGUUUGGGUCAACUCUGGAGGUGAGAGGACGGAAGGAGAGGACGCAGUCUCUGUCCAGCAUUGACAUCAGAAUCUCCCCCUGCGACCUGGACCAGAGACCCGACCUCCCGCGCCCCACCUCACCUCAGCCCGAUUUGCCGGAUGGCAACGUAGAGAAAACCCGGCUGGAGGCAGCGGCAUCCUUCCCUCUGGAGAGGUCAAAGGUCACACAGUACUCUCCAACCUGCUCCACCCACAGGAAGUCCAUCAGCAGCCCCACCCAUCAGGACCAGGGCCAGGGCCAGGACCAGGAAGGCUCACAGCAGACCUCUGGAUCUCCCAGCAUGCCUCACUCAUCGGUGGAGGGGAGCAUGGGUGAUAAAAACAAACAGGAAAUGGACGAGGAAACGUUUGGACCAUCCGACAAUCACCAUGGUAACAGCGAGGGGGAGGAACCAUCAGAGGAGGACAGGAUGUUCCCGACACUGCGGUCCAAGAGUCUGAACGCAAACCCAAGUAAGACGAGGACGAAGAAGGAUGGGGAGGAGAUGCAGCGUGCCGCUGGCAGCGUCAAGGAUCUGGUGUCGGUGUUCAGUGAGGGUUCAGGGGGGCCACGGUCCAGGACCAGAACCAGGUCUGACUGCUGAAGGACUGACUGUGUGUUACUAAAGCAGAGAUGAUGAUAGUUUGGUGUGUUGUGAUGAUGUAAUGAUGAGGAUGAUGAUGGUUAUAUUUACAUCUUCCUUCUAGUCUUCUGACCACUC
Larimichthys crocea (large yellow croaker) is the source of this 4827-nucleotide messenger RNA. Its product is annotated as transient receptor potential cation channel subfamily M member 1. The transcript has 28 exons. Gene Ontology annotation, biological process: monoatomic cation transmembrane transport; protein tetramerization; metal ion transport. Lineage: Eukaryota; Metazoa; Chordata; Actinopteri; Sciaenidae. The coding region runs from base 1 to 4710 and encodes 1569 amino acids. Gene Ontology annotation, molecular function: calcium channel activity. Gene Ontology annotation, cellular component: plasma membrane. The record is from RefSeq and is a predicted model, not a curated record.